This is a messenger RNA of Cicer arietinum (chickpea), 2792 nucleotides long. Its product is annotated as protein FAR1-RELATED SEQUENCE 11. NCBI's taxonomy places the organism in Eukaryota, Viridiplantae, Streptophyta, Magnoliopsida, Fabales, Fabaceae. Gene Ontology annotation, molecular function: zinc ion binding. Gene Ontology annotation, biological process: regulation of DNA-templated transcription. The record is from RefSeq and is a predicted model, not a curated record.
UGUAAAAGAGAGAAGAUCGAAAUUGGCACCAUUUUUAGUUUAUGAUGAUUGGCGAGGAAGAAGUUGGAAUGUUAGGAGGAAAAACAAAAGUGGAUGGAAACAAAACGGUGCGUUUAAGGUGGAUGAAUGGAAAAGCAAAACUAAAACCGAAUACAAUGUUAUACUCGUGCGAAUAGAUUGAUUGGUAUCUCGUGCGAAUAGGUUAGGGUUUCCCUCCAUUUCCUCAAAUUUUCACAGUGUCGUGCGAUACGCCAAUUGUUCUUCACUCUGCUUUCCUCCUUCAAUAUUGGGCAUAUGAUACCUUAAGCUGGUCACUUGAAUAAAAUAUAUAUGAUGUCUGAAGAGGCUGGAUCCAUGUUGGUAGUCUACGAUGAUCCCUCUGACCAACACUCGCUGUCUUUGGGCGAAACAAGCAGCACAGAGGAGUCCCCUGGUGAAACCAGACACUCCAUGGAAUCAACUAACGAUGCCAUUCCGUACACUGGUCAAAGGUUUGCCACUCAUGAUGCAGCUUAUGAAUUCUAUAGUGAUUUUGCCAAGAGGUGUGGCUUCUCAAUUAGACGUCACCGUACAGAGGGAAAAGAUGGUGUUGGAAAAGGACUUACUAGGCGCUACUUUGUUUGUCACCGAGCUGGCAACACUCCUGUCAAAUCAUCAACUGAAAGUAAACCUCAAAGAAAUAGAAAAUCUUCUCGGUGCGGUUGUCAGGCCUACAUGCGGAUAAGCAAAACAACAGAAUUUGGAGCUCCAGAAUGGCGUGUGACUGGUUUUGCUAACCACCAUAAUCAUGAACUUUUGGAACCAAACCAAGUUCGAUUCCUUCCAGCAUACAGAACUAUCUCAGAUGCUGACAAAAACCGAAUCCUUAUGUUUGCCAAAACAGGGAUAUCUGUUCAUCAAAUGAUGAGGCUCAUGGAGCUUGAGAAGUGUGUGGAACCAGGAUAUUUGCCUUUUACAGAAAAGGACGUAAGGAAUUUACUCCAGUCGUUUAGAAAAUUAGAUCCAGAAGAAGAAAGCCUAGAUUUGUUAAGAAUGUGCAGAAAUAUUAAGGAGAAAGAUUCUAAUUUUAAAUUUGAGCACACACUUGAUGCAAACAACCAUUUAGAAAAUAUUGCCUGGUCAUAUGCCUCAUCGAUCCAAUUGUAUGAUAUCUUUGGUGAUGCCGUGGUAUUUGAUACAACACACCGUUUGACUGCGUUUGACAUGCCGCUGGGGAUAUGGGUUGGAAUAAAUAAUUAUGGAAUGCCCUGCUUCUUUGGCUGUGUGCUACUGCGAGAUGAAACCGUCAGGUCAUUUUCCUGGGCAAUAAAGGCUUUCUUAGGUUUUAUGAAUGGGAAGGCUCCACAGACUAUACUAACUGACCAAAAUAUUUGUCUAAAAGAAGCGCUAUCUGCAGAAAUGCCAACAACAAAACACGCUUUUUGCAUAUGGAUGAUAGUAGCCAAAUUUCCAUCUUGGUUCAAUGCUGUUUUAGGAGAACGUUACAAUGAGUGGAAGGCUGAAUUUUAUAGACUUUAUAAUCUUGAAUCAGUUGAGGAUUUUGAACUAGGCUGGAGGGAAAUGGUCUGUUCUUUUGCGCUGCAUUCCAAUCGGCACAUGGUUAAUUUAUACAGCUCUCGCUCACUUUGGGCAUUGCCAUAUUUGAGAAGCCAUUUUCUUGCGGGAAUGACUACAACUGGUCAGUCGAAGUCAAUUAAUGCCUUCAUUCAACGGUUUCUAAGUGCACAGACACGACUUGCUCACUUUGUUGAACAGGUAGCUGUUGCUGUGGAUUUUAAAGAUCAAACUGGAGAACAACAAACCAUGCAGCAGAAUCUCCAAAAUGUUAGCCUCAAAACAGGAGCCCCCAUGGAAUCGCAUGCUGCUACAGUCCUCACUCCUUUUGCCUUUUCAAAGCUUCAAGAGCAACUAGUGUUGGCUGCACAUUAUGCAUCUUUUUCAAUUGAAGAAGGUUUUCUUGUGAGACAUCACACGAAAGCUGAAGGAGGUCGCAAAGUUUAUUGGUCCCCUCAGGAAGGAAUUAUAAGCUGCAGCUGUCACCAGUUUGAAUUUUCUGGAAUUUUGUGUAGGCACUCUCUAAGAGUUCUUUCAACAGGAAAUUGCUUUCAGAUCCCAGAUAGAUAUCUACCCAUCCGAUGGCGUCGUAUCAGCAUACCCUCUUCUAAGCUUCUUCAAAAUGCAACUAACGAUCAUGCCGAAAGACUUAAGUUAUUACAAAAUAUGGUUUCUUCUCUAAUUACAGAAUCUUCUAAGUCUAAAGAACGAUUAGAUAUUGCAACAGAACAAGUUUCUAUUCUUCUGUCUCGCAUAAGAGAGCAACCAAUUUCAUUACAAUGUGCCAGAGAUAUUUCUACUAUUAAUAGGAAUCUAUGAUGAUUGAAUUGACAUGAUUGAAUUGACAGUGUUUGGUUCGAUGAAUGGGAGGCAUUGUAAAAUGUGUUAGAAAGUGUGGUAAUUGGAGGAUUUUGUGUUAUAUCAACACUCAUUCCCCAAGGUGGGGUGGGGAAAUUUAUUUAAAAUGAUAAACGCCAAAUUUCUCUGUAUUACAAGGAUUGUGUUCUGUACAAAUGUAUAGGAAAUUUGUUCAUUGUCAUUCAUAUCCAUCCUUGUAUUAUUUGCUGUCUAUCUGUCAUGGUUGAUAACUAGAAGAGACAGUCGUUAUAAUUGGGAUUUUGAGAUUAUUAACCUGCGGAAUACAAAUAUCCCAUUCGAUACAAUGUUGGAUGUAUUUCUGGUGUGGCAGUAAAUUUAUACCUUAUCAUACAAGGCAAUGAUAGUGCUUCAUUUUUAAA